GCUUUACACUUAUCCCAAAUUCAACCAAUUCAAUAAACCAAAUCAAGUUCAAUACAAAAUACAUCACUUCAAACAUCAAUCAUACUGCUUCCUCAAUGCUAAUCGAUCAACCUCCAACAAGACCAUCAGAACCAAAUUCUAAACCAACAAAAUUAACCCAAACUCAUUUAUCAAUAAACCUUUCACCUUCUUCUACAAUCUCCAGGAUCACUUCACGUGAUUUGAAAGGUGCUUUACAUGUCGUCUUAGUGGUUUAUGAUUUAUUACCAGCUGGGAAACUUUCAAAUAUAGCUUGGUAUCUUGGAGUUGGACUUUAUCAUUCAGCUAUUCGAAUUCCUGAAUUAGGUAGAGAAUUCGCAUUUGGUGGUCAUCCAAAUUCAGAUAUCUCUGGUAUCUUUUCACUUCCAAUUCGAUCAGAUGGUAAACCACCCAUGCCAGGUUUAAGAUUAGUAUCAGAAGUAGAUAUGGGACAAAUCAGAACAAAUCCGUUACCUCAAAAGUCAUCCUUACCUCGGAAUUCAAGUACAUCCACUCCAACCGAAACAAGAAGAUUGAUGCGUUCUUCAGCUAGUACGAGAUCUUCUGUCAAUACAUCAAGUUCUGUACAGAGUCCUACUUCUACAACACAUUCUAAAGCUUCGGCGUAUCCAACAAUUCAAGAAGAAAGUCUUGAGAUGGCUCAUGAUCAUAGUCAAGAAGGAACCUCAUCGGCUUCUUCAAUGGCUUCGGAUGUAUCUGAUCUUACCCCAAAUCGAACUCAACUUGAAACUUUUGAACACGUCUUGACUCAACUUGAUGAAUCACCAGACUGGAGGGGAACAUCUUAUGAUCUUUUACGACGAAAUUGUAAUACAUUCAGCGAUGAGUUAUGCAUGCUUCUCACGGGUCGUCGAACUCCUGGUUGGAUCAAUCGUGCAGCAGCAGUAGGAACUGCAUUGCCGUGUUUAGUACCAGAGGGUUGGAUAGAACCGCCUAUAGUUGAUAUCACACCACCACCAUCAACAUCAACAUCAACCACACCUCAGGCAUAUGAACCACCAAAGCAGGAGAUGAGGAUAUGAAACCUCAUCCAAUGUUGAAUAAUUUAUUCCGAAAACUAGCGAAUUCGAAACCAAGGCAUCUCAAGACAUUGUUAUUGUGAACACGAUAGUCUAAUCAUAUGAUCUAUCUUUGACCACAAUCGAUGUCAAUUGAAAAUUUCAUCCAGUCUUUGCAACCCUUCAAUCUUCAUUUUUCGCAUUUUUUGUUUUACAAUGCAUUGAUCCUCUUAGGAAACGUUUCUCUCUCCAAUCGAUAAUGUUGUUUCCACAAUCAUCUUUCACUUUUGUUCCAUGUGUCGUCAUUUACUUUUUAACCUGAUUUGUAUUGAUCACCAUUUUUAUGUGUUACCAUUUCUCUUUGGUCUCAUAGUAUUUAUUGUACGCAUCAUGAAUGGGAUAUGUUGUAAUGAUGAUUUAGGGACAUGUAGUGAUCUUCAUCUUUUAUAAAGUCAAAUAAAAUAUAUUUCUAGAUGGUGAC
Melampsora larici-populina 98AG31 is the source of this 1518-nucleotide messenger RNA. RefSeq lists its product as uncharacterized. The record is from RefSeq and is a predicted model, not a curated record. The transcript is spliced from 3 exons. Lineage: Eukaryota; Fungi; Basidiomycota; Pucciniomycetes; Pucciniales; Melampsoraceae. Gene Ontology annotation, molecular function: deubiquitinase activity. Bases 96 to 1061 code for a protein of 321 amino acids. Gene Ontology annotation, biological process: protein deubiquitination.